AUGUCUUCGUUUUUGAAAUUUUAUACGCAAUCUUUGAAGAAAUACCCCAAGACAACAAAUGCGGUCAUGACGGGGUCGCUCUUUGGGAUUGGUGAUGCGGUUGCACAAAUCUGGUUCCCAAACAGCAAGAAGGAUACGAAGUACGAUGUAGCACGCACAGUCAGAGCUGUGACUUACGGGUCUUUGAUCUUUUCGUUCAUCGGCGAUAAGUGGUUUAAGACUUUGAAUGGGAAAGUUAAGUUCAAGGGCAGGCCAAACAAUCACUGGAGUAACUUGAUAUUGAGAGUUGGUACAGAUCAGCUAUUUUUUGCACCAUCAGUGAUUCCUUUUUACUUUGGUACCAUUACAUUGAUGGAGGGAAAGUCGCUGGAGGAUGCAAAGGUCAAAAUUCAGCAAAACUGGUGGAAUAUUUUGCUCACCAACUGGGCCGUGUGGCCAUUGUUUCAAGUCUUUAACUUUUCUAUAGUACCAGUGCAGCACAGAUUGUUGGCUGUGAACUUCGUGGCGAUCUUCUGGAAUACCUUUUUAUCCAGUAGAAAUGCGAAAACCAUUGAAACGGACGAAAAGUACCCAGUGAGUUAUCCUCCGGUCCCUGAAUAG
Messenger RNA from Lachancea fermentati, 600 nucleotides. The record is from the annotation of a GenBank genome assembly. NCBI's taxonomy places the organism in Eukaryota, Fungi, Ascomycota, Saccharomycetes, Saccharomycetales, Saccharomycetaceae.